AUGUGUUUCGACUUAUACGUCCAUAACACUGUUCGCGAGCAUGAUACACGCCACCUAAGCAUCAUAAAUCCAGUCACCGGUUAUACGGUUUACAGCCCGUGGCAAGAUCCUCAGAUGAGCCCACCCUGUGAUUAUCCUCAUAUACUCGAUCCGAUUCCUCCUCGCGAGUCUUGUCCCUUCCACCCCAGGUGCUGUCGGCUUCAGAGGCACUUCGUAUGCCGGUUUAGGGAUGGGAGCUGUCAGACUCAAGUUAAGUAUCAUCAUUUUGUCGAGGAGACAAACGAUGAAACUAAAGAUACCUCCUUUCUAAGUGCGUACUUCGGGUACAACCCAUCCUUACUUUUGAUUGCUGCCUGGCUCUUCAAGUCCGGAGUUGAGCUCGCGAUUGCCGACAAGCACCGUAGCCAGAUAUCGCAACUUCUUGCCGAGAUGGCGGAGAGUGAUAAUAGCCAAGGUUGUAAGGCAAUAGAUUCAGUCCAGCAAGCAAAGCUCGAGGCGCGAUACGCACGUUUGACCUAUAUUAUAACAUGCUCCAGGGAGGUCAUCGGUCAAUUCGCUACACUUUGGGACUUGAACACCGGACCCGGUGCGCUGCCUCCGCGUCCGGGCAGCCAUCCGAACCCGGAGAGCAACGAGCCACUAUCACGAAGACUGAACCUCAGAACGGAUAGAUGGGUCAAAGUAGAUGAUGGUAAAUUUUCGUGGCCGCGACUCAUUCAGCUAUGGCCAAAUUUCGAGGCUGGGUUCCUCCCUAUCGGCGAUAAUCCCUCGGUUGUGCUUUGGAAUGAGAUGGGGGGAAGCCGGAGGGAUUUCGACCCCAUAUAUAACACCAUCUCGUUGACUCAGGGGCAGCAAAACACCGAUGUUGUCUUCAAUUCUGGUACGCCUGACAUUCCUCCUAUCCCUCCUUUUCCUCCUUUCCCCGAUACUAUUGAGGAAUCGCUCAGUAUCAAGGAUUGUAUCACGGUGGCUAAUAUUUCCACCUCUCUGACCUCGUCUCCACUCUCGUCUCCUCCUCCUAGCGACAUAGACUCCGAAUCAGACUCCGAUUAGACUAAGGUUUGUGUCUAGAAUAGCUAUCAAAGUGUUUAGUUGGCGAUUAAUUCUGAUUUAGGGGUCUCUUAAGAUUGUGAAGUAUGGGGAUGAAAAGGUAAAUAUUAAAUAUGAAUUUAGAAGUAAUUUAAUUCUCGUGAAGGGACUAGGUGCCUAGCUACCUACCCCAACUAGAUACUAGAUACUAUACCUACC
Annulohypoxylon maeteangense is the source of this 1248-nucleotide messenger RNA. RefSeq lists its product as uncharacterized. NCBI's taxonomy places the organism in Eukaryota, Fungi, Ascomycota, Sordariomycetes, Xylariales, Hypoxylaceae. The record is from RefSeq and is a predicted model, not a curated record. The transcript has a single exon. Bases 1 to 1053 code for a protein of 350 amino acids.